GACAUUUGAAAUAUUGCUGGCAUUUGCGGGGCAUCGUUUGCUCGGCAGGAUAAAGGAGACCUGUGCACUGAGACCGGGUGGAACCUCUUUGUGGAAAAAGAGAUUACUGAAAACAUUGAGUUUCGGGUGGAAAAUUGGCCUAGAGCACUUUCAGUGGCAUGAUGCAUAACUUACCAAUACUGGAGAUAGAUGAUGGCACCUUGGACAAUGUGGAGGCAAGGGAGAAGAAGGCAGUUGGGGGGAAAGGAGAGCCGCGACCCAUGGAAACCUCCUAUGAGACGGAACGUCCGCCAUCUCCAAAGAUUAGGAUUAAGAUUCCUCCCAAUCUGAGUAAAGAGAACACUUUUAACAAGAGUCGCCUCUUUGGUGCUAUUGUAAGGGGGAAACCUGAGGAGCUGGAAGGACUGGGGGACUAUUUGCGAAAAACCGGCAAAUUUCUUACCAACUCUGAGUACACAGAUGGAGAAACGGGCAAAACCUGCUUAAUGAAGGCCUUGCUGAAUUUAAAAGAUGGGGCAAACCCCACCAUCCCUUUGCUGUUGAAGAUAGACCAGGAGACCAAGAACCCAAGACCUCUGAUCAACGUAGCUUGUAAGGAUAGCUUCUAUAAAGGCCACACAGCACUCCACAUUGCCAUUGAGGAGAGGAAUCUAGAUCUGAUCAAGCUCCUGGUGGAGAACGGCGCUGACGUCCAUGCCAAGGCCUGUGGAAAGUUCUUCCACCAGCAGGAGAAAGGGGCUUGCUUCUACUUUGGUGAGCUUCCCCUCUCCUUAGCUGCUUGCACCAACCAGCCAGAAGUGAUCAGGUAUCUCCUGGAUAACCCUCAUCAGAAGGCCAACCUGGCAGAGCGGGAUUCCCUCGGCAACACAGUCCUCCAUGCCUUGGUGAUGGCGGCCGAUGAUGCGGAUGAGAAGAACAGGGAGCUGGUGAUUGGGAUGUACAACAAGAUCCUGAUGCACAGUGCUACGCUCAACCUGAGCCAGAAACUGGAGGAAUUAAUCAACAGGAAAGGCUUGAACCCUUUGACCCUGGCCGUCAAGACUGGAAAGAUUGAGAUCUUCAAAAACAUUAUUCACCGCGAAAUCAAAGACCCGCAGUACCGUCACCUUUCUCGGAAGUUCACUGAAUGGACCUACGGGCCUGUCCACAUCUCUCUCUAUGACCUGACCUCCAUUGACAGCUAUGAGGAGAACUCUGUGUUGGACAUUCUUGCCUACAGCAGCGAUACUCCGAAGCGGUACAAGAUGGUGGUCCUGGAACCUAUAAACAAGCUUCUUCAAAGCAAAUGGGACGCCUUUGCUGCCAUGAGAUUUUACAUCAGUUUUUUCUCCUAUGUGCUGUUCAUGUCAGUGUUCUCAGCUGUUGCUUAUCACCGGCCUCUGGAGGGGAAGCCUCCUUUUCCAGUGUCAAAUGCUGCUGGAGACGUAUUGUGGCUCAUUGGCCAGGUCAUUGUCUUAAUUGGAGGAGUAUAUCUCCUUUUUGCUCAGACCAUUUACCUGUGGAGAAGGCGCCUGUCACUGAAAAGUCUGCUUCAGGAUGGCUACAUCGAGAUUUUCCUGCUGUUGCAGUCAGUGACCCUGCUGGUUUCGGCAGUGAUGUACCUUGCAGGGAUGGAAGAUUACGUACCUUGGAUGGUUUCCUCCCUCCUGCUCGGCUGGAUAAACCUGCUGUAUUACAUGCGAGGAUUUCAGCAGACCGGGAUCUACAUUGUCAUGAUACACAAGGCUAUUCUGCGGGACGUCUUCCAUUUCCUCAUGGUCUAUUUGAUCUUCCUCUUUGGCUUUUCAACAGCCCUUGUCAUACUUACCGGGGAGCCUCCCCAGCCAGUCCAGAAUGGGUCUUCCCUCGUCAACAGUGAUGACAAAGACCAAGUCAAGUAUGCUGGGCUCCUGCAGACAUCCCUGGAGCUGUUCAAGUUCACCAUUGGGAUGGGGGAGUUGGAGUUUCACGAGAACCUGAAGUUCAAUUACUUUGUGAUGCUCCUCCUUCUCUUCUAUGUCAUCAUGACUUACAUCCUCCUCCUGAACAUGCUGAUUGCCCUGAUGAGCGAGACGGUCACCAAACUCUCUGGACACAGUGAAGGCGUUUGGAAGCUGCAGGCAACUAUUGCUAUUAUGGAGUUGGAGAAAAACUGGCUUUGGUAUUGGCAGAAGCCCAAGAGAUCUGGUUGCCAGCUGUCUAUUGGCUCUGAAGAAGAGAAAGAUAAGAGAUAUUUUUUCCGUGUGGAAGAGGUAGAUUGGGAUAACUGGAAGAAAGAAUUGGGAACACUCAAGGAGGAUCCUACAGACUCAGACCACAGUGAGAUGGUGUCAAAAGGGAAGCGUCUAUGGAGCUGGGUGUCACAGGGGAUGACAAACAUGGCGGCGUCAGAAGCAGAGGAGGAGCAAAUACCCUUGCGUGACAGAAGUCAGUGAGUGAGAGAAAGCCACAAGGAAGACGCGGUGAAUUCUUCGGGCCAUAUUAACAGUGAUGUUCCUUAAGCCGUGAAGUGUAAGAGCUUAGCUGGAGCAGCCUGGCCACUGAUAAGGCCGUGACUCAGACCCAAGUUCCAUGUCAUUUACAGAUUUGUGCUGACAGUCUUGCCUUAGAUGAAGGAUUAUUCCGUCUCCUGUCGAAGAGUCUCAGCCUAAGAACCAAGGAAGAGCCUGGCCGCAGGAUCAGGCCCAUCUAGUCCAGCAUCUUCUUCUCACAGGGGCCAACCCUAAAGCAGGGCAUGAGUGCAAAAACACUCUGCCCACCUGAGAUUCCCAGCAACGUUUAUUCAGAUGCAUCCUGCUUCUGACAGUUUAGGGAAAACAUAGCCAUUGAUAUCCUCCAUGAAUUUCCCUAAUCCUUAUUUAAAUCCAUCCAGGUUUGUGCCCAUCGCUACCUCUUGUGGGAGCGAAUUGGCUGUUUUUUAGUCGACACCCUGCAAAUGAAAAUGGACUCCACACCUUCUCUGACCCCCUGGCCACCAUUUUUGUUUUCACUUCAUUGUGUAACAACCUAACUCACACUUCCUGGAACAAUCACGGGUUGAAGGACAGCUGUCCUAUGAAAUUUGCACUUCUCUGAAUUUUCUGAUGUUGGUUGACGUGUGUGAAAUUGGACGAUACUGUACAGAAAUAAGCACCUUCGUGUCCUUGAUCCUAUUAAAGACUUCUUCAAAAUAAAAUUCCAAAGGGACUGUCUGGCAAAUAAAGGAAUGAAGAAAAUUUGUUUUACAUUUAAAUCGUACACUUUACUUAGUACUGAACUGUCAAACUGUGGGCGGG
Podarcis raffonei (Aeolian wall lizard) is the source of this 3254-nucleotide messenger RNA. RefSeq names its product transient receptor potential cation channel subfamily V member 2-like. Gene Ontology annotation, molecular function: protein binding; calcium channel activity. Gene Ontology annotation, cellular component: membrane. The record is from RefSeq and is a predicted model, not a curated record. NCBI's taxonomy places the organism in Eukaryota, Metazoa, Chordata, Lepidosauria, Squamata, Lacertidae. The coding region runs from base 159 to 2414 and encodes 751 amino acids. Gene Ontology annotation, biological process: calcium ion import across plasma membrane. The transcript is spliced from 17 exons.